Messenger RNA from Sapajus apella (tufted capuchin), 3891 nucleotides. RefSeq names its product taste 2 receptor member 1 (gene TAS2R1). NCBI's taxonomy places the organism in Eukaryota, Metazoa, Chordata, Mammalia, Primates, Cebidae. Bases 442 to 1341 code for a protein of 299 amino acids. Gene Ontology annotation, molecular function: bitter taste receptor activity; G protein-coupled receptor activity. Gene Ontology annotation, cellular component: membrane. Gene Ontology annotation, biological process: sensory perception of taste; G protein-coupled receptor signaling pathway; detection of chemical stimulus involved in sensory perception of bitter taste. The transcript has a single exon. The record is from RefSeq and is a predicted model, not a curated record.
AAAUACAUAUUUUUAAAGAAUGCAAAGAUAGCAUUAAGUAGAAUCACACCUGUAGGCAAAAUCAAUUAUUUGUAGUAGAGAUGAAGAAUUGAGUACCUUUGGCUAAUUACUAUGGAGAAGCUGUUCUCCCAGCCCUCUGAAGGUGUCUGAUUCCAUGAUUUGCCUUGUGAUGACUUUGAAAGCUAGGCAAAACUGUAAAAUGCAAAAGCCAUCAAUAAGAAGCAAAUUGUUGCAGAGUAUCUCUUCCUUAUUUGACUCUCUCAGAACUAAAUUGAGAAAGCAGUGACAUAAGCAAAUGUACACCACCUUCCUGACUCAUGCCUUUGUUGUCUUGUUCCCCAGAGAAGUCCUGAUUCAACUGAAGAAAAGCGUGAAUAAUCCAACCUGUCCAAAACUCUAAAACUUUAUUAUUUUUAAGUCAAUAAUUUUUUUCUUCCUAAAAUGCUGGAGUCUGACCUCAUUAUCUGCUUUCUUCUUGCAGUGAUACAAUUUCUUCUUGGGAUUUUCAUGAAUGGCAUCAUUGUGGUGGUGAAUGGCAUGGACUUGAUCAAGCACAGAAAAAUGGCUCCAGUGGAUCUCCUUCUUUCCUGCCUGGCACUUUCUAGAACUUUUCUGCAGUUUUUCAUCUUCUACAUUAAUCUGGUUGUUCUCUUCUUGAUGAAAUUAAUCAUGUAUCCUGAGAGUUGUGUAAUUGUCAUGUUUAUAAACGAAUUGGAACUUUGGCUUGCCACAUGGCUUGGCGUGUUCUACUGCGCCAAGGUUUCCAGCGUCCCUCACCCACUCUUCAUCUGGUUGAAGAUGAAGAUAUCCAAGUUGGUCCCGUGGAUGAUCCUGGGGUCUCUGCUAUAUGUAUCUAUCAUUUGUGUUUUCCAUAGCAAAUAUUCAGUGUGUUUUGUUCCACACAGCCUCAUGAACUUUUUCUCCCAAAAUGCCACAAUUCAAAUAGAAGAUAUACCUGCUAUACAGAUUACCUCUGUUGCUGCUGAGCUCUUAGUGCCACUGCUUAUUUUCCUUGCUGCUGUUCUGCUCUUGAUUUUUUCUUUGGGGAGGCACACCUGGCAGAUGAGAAACACAAUAGCCAGUAGCAGGGCUCCUGGCAGGAGUGGCCACAUCAGCGCCUGGCUGUCCAUCCUGUCCUUCCUAAUCCUCUAUGUUUCCCACUACAUGAUGAAAGUUUUUCUCUAUUCUAUAAGGUUUCACAUCAGAAGGUUCAUCUUUAUGCUCUGCAUCCUUGCGAUUGGCACAUACCCUUCUGGACACUCUCUCAUCUUAAUUUUAGGAAAUCCUAAAUUGAAACAAAAUGCAAAAAAGUUCCUCCUCCACAGUAAGGGCUGUCAGUGAGAGAGAACUUUGAUCGGUUCAAAAGAACCCAUGAUUCAAUGACUUACCCACGCAUGCGACACUUCUCUCAGCCAGACAAAGCAGCCUGUUCAUAAAUAUACAAAACAUCCCCUUCAGGCUGUUUAUCCAGCCUGAGGCAUUUUUAUAGAUUUGGUACUUUUUCAAACAGUUAAACUGAUUUUCAAAGCACAACAUAUGUUGAUGGAUUACAUCAAUGUCAGUAUCCUGGUUAAGAUUUUGUGCUAUCAUCUUGCAAGUUGUUACCACUGGGGAAAAGUGAGUAAAUUGUUCGGGAGUCUUUCCGUAUUCCUUCUUAAAAAUGCAUUCAAAUCUACAGUGAUUUCAACAUAAAAUGUUUGAUGAAAAAGAAAAGCACAUGUUUGAACUUGUGAUGUCAGAAGGAUACAUGAAUGCUGUAUGGUCCAUGUCUAUCUGAUGCCUAGUCUUAGAUGGUUUAUCCUGACCUUAAUGGGCUGACUAUUCAUUUCUUGUCUACCUGGAUAUUAUUUCUGCUCUGUUUGUUGGAGUCACAGGCAAUGGAGCCAUUCUUUCUCCUCAGAUCACAAAUGAAGUGAGAACAAGCAGGUCUUCUCCAUCCUUAUAAGCAUAUUCUCCUACUUCAUCCUGCAGAGAACUUAGAUGCUUUGGUGACAUGUCCAAUCAACUGAUAAAAGGGGAGACGGAGGAGGAGGAGGAGGAACGGAGGACUGAAUGCUUGUUUUCCUUUUCCCUAGCUGUGCACUCUGAACAGACAAUAACUUGCAAAGAUGUUUCAUCUUGUAUCUGUGUGCCUGACUUUGAGACUCUUUCAACCAAGGACCGUAAUUUGGAACUCCUCCUGCAUUGCAUGGCCUCCGAAGGAAGCAACAUCAGUAGGUGGGUGAGCUGGGGGUGUCUCCAUCUGCUUGAAUUCACAAAUGCAUUUUCUGUUUGAUUGAUGAUGUUGAAUACUAAGAUGAUAGAUAGAUAGAUAGAUAGAUAGAUAGAUAGGGAUAGAUAGAGAUAUAGAGAUAUUAUAGAUAUUGAUAUACUUGUAUAUUUUCAAAACAGCUUCAGAACACUUUCACUUCCAGACAAGUAAAUAAAGUAAAAAAUGUUUUUAAGCUUAGCUAUAACUUGUAGUUCAGGCGUGAUGAUGCAAAGUAGGUUGAGGUUUAGAUUUGUCGAUCACCAGUAAUAGGAACCCAAAUACAGCUUUUCUAAGCCAAGCCACGCAGGCCUGGUUAUAAUACACCAAUGAAGGAUUUUGCAUCAGAAGAUUCAGGGAUGUACUUAUCUUCUUGGGCAUGGGAACUAAGAGCUGAGGGUACUCUCAGCUUCCCACAGGUUUCACACUUCAUUCCCCAAGGAGCAAAAUAACCAUCUCCAUCUUCCUGCUAUCUCAUGUUCCAAUGUCCCACUAGGUAGGAAGGUUUGUAGCUAAUCACACACUCCGGAAAUCAGCUGUGGGAAGAUCAUUUGUAUCCUGGAUGUAAUUAUUUCUUUUGAUUGGGGGAAAGGACAAGGAAAAGUCACUUUUAUUUUUCUCACAUCUCAAAUACAGGGAGUAUCCUGUUCCCUGAAUCUGUGAUAUGUGUACCUGAAAGAGUGGGAGCAAUUGCAAACAUUCAGAGAGAAAUUUGUCAGUAUACAACUCUCAAUUUUUUUUUUUUUUUUUUCUGGUAUUAAAUUCUGAUUCUAUUUCAAGCAAUUCCUGCUUCAAUAAUGUUCCCUAAUUAGAUAAAUAUUAAGGUAUGACUAGCAUUGUAUGCUGUUAUCAAGAAUUGUUUUAAAAAAGAGUUCAUAAUAAAACAAACUAUUCUAAAAACAUUUUCAUUGUCUACUUUCCUAGAAGUAUAUUUCUUCCAGAAAUGUUGCCUAGCUGUUGAGUUGAUGUGUAUUGGGUAGGACACUAAUUGCUCAAAUUUAGAAGCAAAACAGACUGAGCCUUUGUCUCUCUGGAGACACGCUCAUCUGCACUCUCCAGCCUUGCCAAAUUGCUUUUGUCCUCGUCAAGCAGUGGGUUGACCUCUAUCAUGGUGCAACAGCUUUUUGUACUCACUUUUGUACUUUUAGAGAUGGGGCUGGACAUUAUGGCCCUGGGGCGUCUUGGCUGUGGAAUAACACGCCCAUAGGUGAGGCCGGCUGACUGCUGAUUGCAGGAUGUGGUGGUGCCACACCUCCUCUACAUCCUGUGGCUUCCCAAGGAGAUUCAACACCCAGUGCUCAGUUAAGUGGCUUCUGGCUGUGGCUUCCAAAUAGACUCUGCACCAGGAGGCAGACUCUCACUGAAACGGAACCCAGCAGUCUUAUUCCAUUCCACUUUAGAUCAGGAUUCAAUGAGCAGUUCCAAAUCAGGGGAGAAGGGCUCUCUUACUCUGUCCCACUCUCUAUUCUGACAUUGGCUCUUUCAGUCCCCAAUCCAGGGGUUUUAUACAGUCUCCACUGACUGAAGAUGAUAACAGCAACAGAGAAGGCUAAAUCUGUGUGUUGAUAGAAAUAGACUUUUAAGACUAUAAAUGUUGGUCAGCCAUGGUGGCUCAAGUCUGUAAUCCCAGCACUUUGGGAGGU